Molecule: messenger RNA, 3870 nt
Organism: Pan troglodytes (chimpanzee)
Lineage: Eukaryota; Metazoa; Chordata; Mammalia; Primates; Hominidae
Gene: LYPD5
Product: LY6/PLAUR domain containing 5
Exons: 6
Coding region: 489-1115 (208 amino acids)
Cellular component (GO): plasma membrane
Source: RefSeq, a predicted model, not a curated record
AGAAACCCCUGGGACGCGCCGUCCCAAACUUGGGUUUCUGGCGUCUCCUGCGUUUCCGGCCCUGGACUACAAUUCCCACAGGUCACUGGGCCGAAUGAGCGUGCGCUCCUGAUCCACUUUGCGCAUCCCAGUGAUUCUUGCGUUCCGCGUGUAGUUUCGGAAGGAGACAUCGAAGCAGGGCGAGGCUCAGAGGGCGUUGCGGACUCAUGCCCCAGUCGGCAGUGCGGAUAAACUUGAAGGCUGCUGAGUUUCAAAGCAGGUGAGAGCUCUACAGCAGGUAAAGCCUGCGAUGCAAUCGCCCUGUCCCUGAGCCACAUGAAUCAGCAACUUUGAUGGUGUCACCUCUAUCCAUAAUGGUUGAAGCUGUUAUGUGGAGUCUCUGGCAAGAUACAAAAGCAAAAUUGCAGCCCGUAAGUUUCUGAAGGUCCCAAGCCCUGCAGUGCUACAGCUUUGAGCACACCUACUUUGGCCCCUUUGACCUCAGGGCCAUGAAGCUGCCCAGCAUCUCCUGUCCUCAUGAGUGCUUUGAGGCUAUCCUGUCUCUGGACACCGGGUAUCGCGCGCCGGUGACCCUGGUGCGGAAGGGGUGCUGGACCGGGCCUCCUGCGGGCCAGACGCAAUCGAACCCGGACGCGCUGCCUCCAGACUACUCGGUGGUGCGCGGCUGCACAACUGACAAAUGCAACGCCCACCUCAUGACUCAUGACGCCCUCCCCAACCUGAGCCAAGCACCCGACCCGCCGACGCUCAGCGGCGCCGAGUGCUACGCCUGUAUCGGGGUCCACCAGGAUGAAUGCGCUAUCGGCAGGUCCCGACGGGUCCAGUGUCACCAGGACCAGACCGCCUGCUUCCAGGGCAAUGGCAGAAUGACAGUCGGCAAUUUCUCAGUCCCUGUGUACAUCAGAACCUGCCACCGGCCCUCCUGUACCACCGAGGGCACCACCAGCCCCUGGACAGCCAUUGACCUCCAGGGCUCCUGCUGUGAGGGGUACCUCUGCAACAGGAAAUCCAUGACCCAGCCUUUCACCAGUGCUUCAGCCACCACCCCUCCCCGAGCACUACAGGUCCUGGCCCUGCUCCUCCCAGUCCUCCUGCUGGUGGGGCUCUCAGCAUAGACCGCCCCUCCAGGAUGCUGGGAACAGGGUUCACACACUUCAUUCUUGCUGCUUCAGCCCCUAUCACGUAGCUCACUGGAAAAUGAUGGAAAAUAAGAAUUGCACUCCUGUCCCUCUGGCCUUCCAUCUCUCCCUCCCUUGUGCCCCACAACCUGGUCAACAGUACUGGAAGAAACUGGACACAGUCACCAGCAUCCCAGGGGAGGGCAAAACAGCCACGUCCUGCCCUGAUGAAGAGCAAUUCUGAUCACAGCUGUUACUCACUGAGCACCAGCCAGGCACCAGGCACCCUGUAACACGGCUUCCUGUGCUCUCCCUCCAGAGCCUGUCGCAGCUCUAGGAGGGAGCUAUACAAUGAUGUCUUUAUUAGUGUCAUCAUGAGAGGCCCAAUAAGCAGUAUGCCCUAUCAGUUAGUAGGCCAGGCUCUGGAGCUAAGCUGCAUGGGUUCAAAUCCCAGCUCCACCAUUCAGCCUGCAGAGACCAUGAGCGAGUUACUUAAGCCAGGCUCUGGAGCUAAGCUGCAUGGGUUCAAAUCACAGCUCCAGCAUUCAGCCUACAGAGACCAUGGGUGGGUUACUUAAGCCAGGCUCUGGAGCUAAGCUGCAUGGGUUCAAAUCCCAGCUCCACCAUUCAGCCUGCAGAGACCAUGGGUGAGUUACUUGAGCUCUCUGUGCCAAUAUUUUCUCACCUAUAAGGUGGAGGUGAAAAUAAACUCUAUAACAUGACAAGAACUGCUUCACAGUAGUUGCAGUGAGGAUUCAACGAGAUGAACAUUUAGUACUUGGGACACAGUAGUGGCCCAGUAUAAAUGGGCUACUGUCAUAAGCCCUAAGUCACAGGUCAACAAACUGAGAGGCAAAAGCACUUGGUUGAGCUUGUGUAUCUAGUGAGUAUGGAUUCAGGGACCAGAUUCCCAGCCCCAUGAACUGCUAAGCAACCGCACCUCCUAAACACAUGAGUGCCGAUUAACUUCACAGAAAAACACACAAGGCAAAGUUCAGUGAAGUGAAAUUCUCCAAGCUAUAAAGAUCAGGGAAGACUUCCUGGAGGAAUUCACCCUUGAGCAAAAUCCUAAAGGAUCAAUAGUAGCUGGCAAAAAGAAGCAGGAGGAAGCACAUUCUAGGUAGAGGAGACAGCCUGGAAAAAGGUCUGAGGGAGGAAGGAACACAAGGAGUGCAGGACACUUUCAUGAGUGCAGGACACUUUCAUAACUGCAUGAACUUCAUAGAGAUGGGAUCCUUUAGCAUGUUCUCUGUGCACAUGCUUGACCAUGUUCUUUCACAUGCUUUUUGCCACUUGAUCUUUCCAGCAACUCAGUGAGAGAAGCAAAAAAGUAAGUUGCAUCCUGCUAUUGUCUGAAUGUUUGUGUCUCCUCAAAAUUCAUCUUUUGAAACCUAAUUACCAAAGUGAUAUUACGAGGAGGUGGGGCCUUUGGGAGGUGGUGAGAUCAUGAGGGUGGAGCCCCCAUGAAUAGGAUUAGUGCCCUUAUAAAAGAGGCCCUGGAGAGCUGCCUUGCCCCUUCCACCACAUGAGAACACAGCCAGCAGGUGCCUAUAAGCAAGAAGGUGGGUUCUCACCAGCCAUCGAAUCUGCUGAUGCAUUGAUUGCAGACUUCCCAGACUCCAGAGCUAUGAGACAUAAAUUUCUGUUGUGUAUAAGCCAUACAGUCUAUGGUAUUUUGUUACAGCAGCCUGAAGGGACUAAGACACCUUCCUGUUUUACAGACAAGAUGCCCAAAGCACAGUGAGAGAGCAGUUUUCAGAGUAAGUGCAUAGCAAGAGUGGACUCCCGUGUCUUCUCGCUCCAUGUCAGCAAGUAGCCUUGUGGGAAGGGGGGCAAUUCAGAAACGCUCCGCUCCUAUGCUCCUGUAAGGCCAGUGUGACAAGGGCUUCAGGUGUCUUUACAUCCUGACAUACAAGGGGAAGCUGGAUGUCUUCAUUCAUCCUUCACAUUUACUGAGCACCUACUAUGUGCAAGGCGCUGUUCCAGUUGCUGGGCAUGCAGCAGGGAACUAAAGUGGCAAAAAUUCCCACCUUCAAGGAGCUAGCCUUUUUGAUGGGCUAGCAAUCCAAAGCAAACUUUGGAUUUUGCUUGUGUAUUUAUUAGAGACAAGGUCUCGCUCUAUCCCAGGCUGGAGUGCAGUGGCACAAUCAGCUCACCGCAGCCUCAAUCUCCCAGGCUCAAGCAAUCCUCCCACCUCAGCCUCCCUAGUAGCUGGGACUAUAGGUGUGUGCCACCACACCCUGCUAAUUUUUGUAUUUUUUAUAGAGAUGGGGCCCCCACUAUGCUGCCCAGGCUAGUCUCAAACUCCUGGGCUCAAGCAAUCCUCCUGUCUCAGUCUCCCAAUGUGCUGAGAUUACAGGUGUGAGUCACCAUGCCCAGCCAGAUUUUGGAUUUUAUUGCAAAUGUGGUCUGAAGUUGGGAUGGCCAGUUUGAUGUGUCAACUUACCUAUGUGACAGUUCCAGUUAUUCAAUCAAACACUAAUCAGUGUGUUGAUGUGAGGGUAUUUCGUAGAUGUGAUUAAAGUCCAUAAUCAGUUGACUUUGAGGAAGGGAGAUUGUUCUAGACAGUUUGGGUGGGCCUGACUCUAUCAGCUGAAAGGCCUUAGGAGCAGAGAUGAGGCUUCUCUGAGGAAGAAAAAAACUGCACCUAUGGACAGCUGCUUCAGCCCAUGCCUGAGAUUCCAGCUUGCUCUUUCUGACCUGCCUAGCCAGGCCACAUAAGCCAAUUCUUUGCAAUAAAUCUUAUAUUAUA